GAUCUAGGAGGCGGCAGUGGGUGUGGGAGAAGGAACAACAGGGAUUUUUGGGGGGCUGCGGUGAAGUGAAGACCCCGAGUUGAGCGAGAGGGGCAGCGCGAGAAGCCGCGGGAUCCGGGCGUGGCCUGGCGCACGGACGUGGGCGGAGCCUGAGACGUCACGCAGCGUGGGCGGGGCUGCAGGGGGGUUGUCCGUCCGCGGCACGCACAGCAGCCGCAGCCACCUCGCGCCGGGUCUCGCGGUCGCAGGUCCCAGUCGCAGCAGCCUCUGCCCGCCGCCUCCAGUCGCCUCCACCUCCCGCUUCGUGGGUCGGUUUCCUCCGGCACACGGGCUCCCGCCGCCGCCACCGCCCUUCCGAUCCCUUCAGGCCGCCCCGCGAAGAUGGUGGACCGCGAGCAACUGGUGCAGAAAGCCCGGCUGGCGGAGCAGGCGGAGCGCUACGACGACAUGGCCGCGGCCAUGAAGAACGUGACCGAGCUGAAUGAGCCGCUGUCCAACGAAGAACGCAACCUGCUGUCCGUGGCCUACAAGAACGUGGUGGGGGCCCGCCGCUCCUCCUGGAGGGUCAUCAGCAGCAUUGAGCAGAAGACCUCGGCCGAUGGCAAUGAGAAGAAGAUUGAGAUGGUCCGCGCCUAUCGCGAGAAGAUCGAGAAGGAGCUGGAGGCCGUGUGUCAGGAUGUGCUGAGCCUGCUAGACAACUACCUGAUCAAGAAUUGCGGUGAGACCCAGUACGAGAGCAAAGUCUUCUACCUGAAGAUGAAGGGCGACUACUACCGCUACCUGGCCGAGGUGGCCACCGGGGAGAAGCGGGCGACAGUGGUGGAGUCAUCCGAGAAGGCCUACAGCGAGGCCCACGAGAUCAGCAAGGAGCACAUGCAGCCCACCCACCCCAUCCGGCUCGGCCUGGCGCUCAACUACUCCGUGUUCUACUACGAGAUCCAGAACGCCCCGGAGCAGGCCUGCCACUUGGCCAAGACCGCCUUUGACGACGCCAUCGCCGAGCUCGACACGCUGAACGAGGACUCCUACAAGGACUCCACGCUCAUCAUGCAGCUGCUCCGAGACAACCUCACGCUCUGGACAAGCGACCAGCAGGAUGACGACGGCGGCGAAGGCAACAACUAAGGCCCCGGCUGGACUGGCAGCGCACGCUGAUGCUACUACUGCAGUCUUUAUUUUUUUCCCAUGAGUUGGGGGUCGGGUGGGGGAGGGCAAGGGAGGGCUGACCUUCCUAGGGAGAAACCCACGACCUGUCCUGUCUUUGAUCGCCUCUUUUGACAUUUUUGCCAAAAUACCAUGAGUGGAAAGUCAGGCUAGCUGUGCUGCUGCUGAUGUUGGAAUAGCAGCCUCACACGGCAUCCGGACUGUUGUGUAGGCUGACGCAAGCAGAGCUGUCUGUCUUUAGUUUAACUUAUUGCUAGACGCUAGGGUUUUCAGACGAAACGGAAGCUCACAAAGGAAUGGCCCUCAUCAAUAAGUUCUGUGGUUCCAGUAAGGAUUUUUAUGUACAUAUGCUCUUGUCUUAAGUCUUGGGUAUUUCUUGGGUCUCUCAUCUGUUUGAGCUGGGUUUUUUGUUUUGUUUUGUUUUGUUUUUUCCCUCCCCUAGGAUAUACCCUCCCAGACAUGGGAGUAGUGUAAACCCCAAACUAACAGACUUAGAGCAUGAGUUACGUCUGUCCUUACGGUUUAGGCCUCCUCAGUUGUGCGCAGUCUCCGACCAACAGUAUUAACACUACAUUGCAGUUUACAGCAUCUACAUUACAGCCAUACAUACCCAUCAGGCCAUCGCUUGUGUGUUUUUCCUUGUUGGUUCUUUUGGCUUCACAUCCUCACUCAGCCUUCCUUCCCCAGGCUGGCUUCUGCUGUCCACUGCUCCGGUCUCCUUACCCCGUGGGCUUUGCCUGGGGUGGGGGGUGGGGAAUCAAAGCAGCUUGAGUUUUUGGUUAGUACGUGCUUGGCAGGUGGCUGUGGGAUUUUUUUUUUUUUCCUUUUUUGACCUUUCCCUUCAUCCACCACAAAAAUUAUUAUUAAUCACUUUAAUAGAACCCCCCCACACACACACAUACACACACAAAAAAAAAAAUUAGAGAAAAUUCAGGUCUGUAUGUCACUGAUCAUGUUGGUAUUUUUCCCAGGAGGCCCUGGCUUCUAGAAUUCUGCUUGGCACUGAGUGUCCACUGUACCCUCCGCCGGUAGCCUCUGCUGAGCAGGAAGCUGAGAAGCUAAGCCAUGGGCUUAUCCCAGCUGCCCAGGGGCUGCUGUGAGAAAGAGUGCAGGGCAGUGUGUGGAUGCCUGGAAAUCCACCAGGAAGGAAGGCGGGGCCUCUCGUGAGAGUGUCAGUUUCUCUUCCCUUGAAAAUACUCCUUCCUCAGACUGCUUAUCACAGGAAGAUUAAACUGAAGCCACCAUCAUACAGCAAACCUUCAACUCGUAUUUGACCACUUUUUUUUUUUUUUUGAACAAAAGCAUUGACGUCAGACGUGGGCUUUCCCUCUUGUGCGUUCAGCGUGCACUCUGGCGUCAGAGGACACCACCACUCUCGGCACAGCUUUGCUCUCAGCAUCCCCAGUUCUCAUUCUGGAUCAGUCAGUGUGUCAGAACACAGCGCAUGUUCUUGGGUUGUUCAGGCAAGGAGAGGGCUGACGGAGGAACUGGCAGUAGAUACCAGUUAGGGACAGAGUAGCCUUCCCCAGGACCCGUGAUGGUGACGCUGGAACAGCACUGACGGGACUCUGACAUUGCACAGAGACUUGCCUUUUCCCAGGACAACUCUUUCCAAGGACCCUCCACAUGCUCAAGCGGGGGUCCCCGGGAACAGAACCAGGAGCAAGUCUCAUGGCUUCUGUCCCCCUAAAGAGGCCCAGAGUCCAAUCUGAGGGUGGGGAGGGGGACCUUUUUUUCCUGUCAUGUCCAGUGAGCUGUGUCGUGUCCUUUGUAGCAUUUGGAAAUGAUUUACUGGAAUUACAAAACCUAUUUUUUUCAAUUUCAGCUUUUGGCUCUGGCUGCUUUUUAGACUCUUGCAAGAUAAAAAUCAUACUCGAGGGCUUUAAAAAAAAAAAAGGGGAUGGGAGGCUUGAUGUUUAAGCAGCUUGAAUGGUUCGUUUCCUUUGUUUUUAAAGAAAUGUACUUGCCUCUGAUAUUGUCUCUAGUGAGAUGAUCACUCUUCCAUUACUCUAUUCAAACAAUAUUGUGCAUGCUAGUGUUGUAUUUCUAUACAGUAGCUUGAAAUUUAUUAACUUAUACUGUAGGUGUUAUGUAUUCCUAUGACAAAAAAAAAUUAUGUCUUCAAAAAAAUUUUUUUUAAGUUUUUUUUUAAUUUAAUUUUUCCCUUUUUUUUUGGGGGGGGGUCAAGUUUGCUCUACCAAAUAGUGAUCGUAACAAAUUUGAUCUGUUUUGGAUGUUACCAUAGUGAGAUGCAAUUCUAUAUUUUGUUUUUAAGUGGGGCGGGUGGGGGGGGAGGCAAAAAGAAACACCAGUGUUAGCUUAAUCUUAAUGUCUGGUGUUUGUCAUGGUGAAAUUCUAACUAUUACAGUGUAGGAGAACAGUGUUCUCUGAAUGAGCCUUUGUGCUUUUUUUGUCAUGUUAUGCAGUGAACUCUUUUUAAGGUCUAAUCAGUGAUUAUUUUUCCAACUCCGUGUUUCUCUAAGGAAUUCUUUCACACACGGACCGUUCUUAGCAGUUUUCCUCAGUGACGGAAUAUCAUGAAUGUCAGUCAUUACGUAGCUGUCAUACAUUGAGCAAAUAAACUUACAGAUCUGA
Molecule: messenger RNA, 3759 nt
Organism: Erinaceus europaeus (western European hedgehog)
Lineage: Eukaryota; Metazoa; Chordata; Mammalia; Eulipotyphla; Erinaceidae
Gene: YWHAG
Product: tyrosine 3-monooxygenase/tryptophan 5-monooxygenase activation protein gamma
Exons: 2
Coding region: 382-1125 (247 amino acids)
Biological process (GO): signal transduction
Cellular component (GO): cytoplasm
Molecular function (GO): protein kinase C binding
Source: RefSeq, a predicted model, not a curated record